AUGGACUCGACCCUGCAACCGGCAUUCAAUUCCCAAGCGCCCCAAACUUCCUCCUUGCAACCCUCAAAACUCGAAUCCACCAUGGCCGCCCAGGCUCAAAAUACCAUAGAAGUUGCUUCAAAUGCAACUAGGCAGGUCUUUGCCUCGCCUUUACAGAACGCCUGCUCCCCGUCGCAACCCUUGUCCAAGGCAAUUAGCCAAAACCAAAGCGCCCCAACCGCCAACCCCCAUACCAUGCCCUUGAACCAGGCACCGGCCCAGAACAACCCUUUACCCCACAUAGAAUUGGGCGGACCGACCGCCACGGCGCCCUUCCUGCAGGAUUUCAGUCUUGUCGCCGAGGCCGCAAAGCGUGCUCAGAUGGGCAUCGUCAUGCGUGAUUUGGAGAGUGUGACCCUGUGA
Molecule: messenger RNA, 402 nt
Organism: Penicillium salamii
Lineage: Eukaryota; Fungi; Ascomycota; Eurotiomycetes; Eurotiales; Aspergillaceae
Source: the annotation of a GenBank genome assembly